AUGGAGUCACCUGAUGAUAGUUUUGAAUGGAAAAGAAAGGGGAAAAGACUUUUAAAACCAUUUGAGUCAGAAGAGGAAUUGGAAGAAAAGCUGGCUCAACCCAGUGAAGAAGAAACUAAAAGCUACUUUGAAACAAAAAAGAGAUUAAAUGAAAGCAAACCUGGGAUAUCUCAUGAGGGGAUUGAUAAGAUUUCUCGGAGAAAGGAAAAAAAAAGAGUUGGGACUGGAGUUCUUGGUACUUUGGUAGACUCAAUUAGGCAAAAAGAUACUCAAAUAUUUGAUAAUUUAGAAGCAGAAAGUCUUUCAGAAGAAGAUAAAACAUUCAAGGUUUCUAAAACAAAGAAUCUGACUAAAAAAAGAAAGAAAAAAAGUACAGAAUCUAUUGAUAUUUCCAAUUUAUUAUGCAGUUUGGACAAUACUACUUCAAAGGAAAAUCAUAAGACAAAUAAGUCUAAUGGUGAUUUAGAUAGUAUGUUUGAAUCGUUCAACAUACCUAGCUCUGAUACCGAAAGUAAUUCUGAUUUUCAAACGGAUCGUUUAGAGAAAAUUAAUUUAAACAACAAUGAAAGAGACAGAAAAACAACUCAAGAUAUUCAAAGCAAUACGAGCGAAGAAGAUGAAGAGUUAUUUAAUUUAACAGAAAUAGAGAAAGCACUGAAAAAAUGUGUUAAGGAUGAUUAUAAUCCUUCUUUGAAGCUUAAUGAAUGGCUACCCACUCAUUGUAUUGAUGUAAGAUCAGAAAUUGCACGUCAGAUGGAUGAUGAUGUGGAAGUCAAGGAGAUUACUGAAAGACACGAAUUUUUCUAUUCUCAAUGGAUAGAACAGAUUUCUUAUUUAUCUUCUUUGACAAAAGGAUUUACGAGAAGUAUUCAAGAUUGCUUUGUUAGAGAAGGACAAAUUUUAGCUAUUUCUAGUAUUAAGGAAAAUAAUCCUGAACUUUUGUUGGAUCCAGAUGACAAAAUUUUGAUAACAGUACAAAACUCAGAUGGAUGUGUAGUUUUAAACAGACUAGUUAACAUAGCAAAUUCUCAGGAAAAGUUACUGAAUGACAUGAACAAAGAAACUGGAAUAUCUACUAUUACAGAAGAUGAUUCCACUCUUAGAUUAAAAUAUGGAAUAAUUUCUUUAAAAGCUAGGACUAAACUUUGGUGGUUUUGCAGAAUGGCUGAACACUGUGGAUUGGUUGGAAGAGAAGGGAAUAAUAUGAUUAAGUAUCAUGUUCUAGAAAAACCUAGGAAAAAAAUGUCAAAUUCAAUCUUUUCUAUAAAUGCUAAUAUAGUUUCUUCUAUUGACCCUAAUAUGGAUUUAUUCAAUAAAAAUGACUUAGAUAGCAAUAAGGAGGACUAUGAUGAUUUAACUGAUGACGAAUAUGGUGAUAAGAAUAGUGAUACGGUAAGAAUGAAUGAAAUGGAUUCAAAAUGGUCAUAUAUUUCUUCUAUCAAAGUUUCAGAAAAGACUAGGCCUUGGGAAAAGAGACUUAAGAAAUCUGAAUUAGAGUUUUCAGAAGCCAAAUCUCCAAAGGACGAAGAAAGUACUGGUAAUCGUUCCAAAAAAGAAUUGUUCAAGUUUAUGUUGAAGAAUAUUGGACCAAGGCCUAUUUGGACGAGUAUAAUUGGAGAUGUUGAUAAAUUUGGAAGAUUUCCUUUAGAAAUAGAGCCUCCAGUGAAUUUAUCUCUUCGGGAACAGGGGCAGUUAAAGAUUAAAUGGUUGCAAAUGAAAAGCCAAGCUGAGAAACUGGCAACACACCACUUUAAAAUAAUGGAUCCAGAAACUAAAGAUCUGGAUCAUGAUAUUAUAAAGUAUUGGAGCAAACUUUUCAAAGUUAAUUUACUAUUUCCUCUUGAUGAAACUCAUAAAAUAAGGAAAGUUGACAAGAGUGAUACCAAUAAUUCAAACUUAUCUAUAGACAGUAGUCAUGUGGUUAAAGAAGUGAUUAUAGAGGAGGAUAAUAAUAAAGACAAUGGUAAUGACCAGAAACCAAAUACUUUUAGCUUUUUUGAAGAUGCAAAUACAACCAAAAGAAACUCCUUACCUUUAGAUGUGGAGUUUGUAAGUGAUUUAAGUGAGUCAGACCCAGAAAUCAUACAGGAAAAUGAUGAAGGAUGUGAAUCAGAAGAAGGAAUCGUUGAUAUUAAUGAAGGUAAUAAGAAUAAUGAUUUACGGGCUGAGAGUAAAUUACUUGAUGAUACAAAUGAAUAUUAUUCAGCUGAGGAAGUUUUAGAAUAUGGGCUAGAAAAAAAGCCAGAGUCUGAUAAAGAGGAAAAUAUUCAAGAAAAUGAAGGAGUUUACGAUUCAGAUGAUGAGGCAAAGUUAGAAAUUAAAAGAAAAGCAUAUAGAAAACUUAAAGCAAUAAGGAGGAAUAGAAGAAAGUUCAAGAAAAAAAUGAUGGAGAAAUAUGGACACUUAUUUGAGGAUGAGGCAGAGGAAAGUGAUGAUGACGGUAUCCGAAUAUUAAAGAGAGGUAUUAGUGGAGAUGAUAGUGAUGUUGAUGAUAAUGAUGAUGACAUGGACUGGGAUGAGCUAAGUGGCUUUUCUGACUUUAUUGAUGACAACAACUAUGAAGAUGGAGAACUGGACGGAGAUGCAAUACAAGCUCAUUUAAAGCAUAUGAAACAAAUAGAGGAAAAACAAUAUAGACAACUUUUCACACUGGAAGGUAUUAAGGAAAGAAAGAAUAAAGUAUAUGGGUUUGCCACUAACUUGGAUGAUGGAAUUGAAGGCGAAACUAGAUUGGAGAAGAAAAAGAAUGAAAUGCUCUUUAACUCAGCCUUCUUUGAUGAUGAUGUUAUUAGUGAAUUUUGGACAGAUGAAGAAGAGCUAGAUGAUUAUGAAGAAGAAAUUGAUGAGAGAGAUCUAACAGAGAUGGUUGGAUUGAACUAUGAAGAAUGGCAGAACAGUUUACCAAGCAAAUUAAAUUCUUCAGAUGAAUCGUUGAAUGAAAAAAGAAAAUUCAAAUAUAACAUUUUAAAGGAGUCUCUGAUUAAAGAAGCUUCUAAUAGCAUUAAUCUUCUCAAACAAAGGUUCAAAUCAAUUCAAACUAAGUUAAGUGAGGAUGUUGAUAUAAAUCCAGAAGAAAAGAGAGAAUUACAAACUAAGUAUAUGGAAUGUAUUGAAAAGUUGAAAAAACUUUUAAAUUCCAUUCAUUUUGCUUGCAAUAAAUGCAUCUAUGAAAAUCACCAAUUCUUUGAUCACAUUGACAUAUAUGAGUACAUUCAAAAACGCCAGGAAGUCAGAAAACAAAACAAAUCUAGGGUUAAGAACGCCGAUGAAUCUAAAGUCAAAUUUAAAGGCAAGUACCAAAAUAAGUACCUUAGAGAAAAUAUUAAUCCAUUAAAUAAAAUAGUUAAUCAUAUUUCUGACUCAGAAGAUGAGAUAAUUGACCACAAAAAAGUGCGAAAAAGCGGAAAAAAUAUAGUAAAUAUUAAGGGAGGGAGGUUUAUGAUCUCUAAGAAGUAA
Cryptosporidium ubiquitum is the source of this 3456-nucleotide messenger RNA. RefSeq lists its product as uncharacterized. NCBI's taxonomy places the organism in Eukaryota, Apicomplexa, Conoidasida, Eucoccidiorida, Cryptosporidiidae. The coding region runs from base 1 to 3456 and encodes 1151 amino acids. The record is from RefSeq and is a predicted model, not a curated record. The transcript has a single exon.